ACUUCUGAAGGACUUGGGCCAGUUGCUUGAUAGUAAAUUAGAAAAUAUGGCAACCAAAAAGGAGUUCUCUCAACUCACGGGGCAAGUGUCGGAGUUACAAAAGGAGAAUAUUGUACUAAGGAAACAAAUAGAGGACUUACAACAGAGAGAGAGUGUGGUUAUGUCUAGGUUAGUCGAUCUUGAAGGAAGAUCUAGGCGUAACAACCUCAUAUUUAGGGGGUUGAAGUGGUCCAAGGAAACUCGUAACUUCAAUGAAAUCGUGCGAAAGUUUUGCAACGAUGUUUUCGGGAGUGCGGAUACUAUAUUUGUAAAUAGAGCCCACCCUCUAGGGGGAAGUAACAAUGCAAUCAUUGCACACCUACCAAAUGACGCCGACAUCUACUAUAUUAUGUCACGUGUAAGAGAGUUAAAAGGCACCGGUUAUUCAGUGCAUAGAGACUAUCCUAAAGAAGUGCGUGAAAAACGAGCAUGUCUGUCAAAGCUUAGAGACGAAAUUGAAAGUGUGGCGGGGAAACAAAAGAAUAAGAUAUCAUUAUAUUUCGACCAUAUGACUUUCAAAGGACAUCGGUUCACAUGGGAGGGAGGUGAACUAAAGGCAGGCAACCAGGAUGGUGCUCAAUUGUUGCAGACACUCUUCAAACGUGAUUUUUCAGACUUCUUACGUGAUCUUAAAGUACCCAGAUCAACAGUAGUGAUGGACAUAUCGACAGAGAGGACAACAGCUUCAACAACGCAGGGGUCGGCGAGUGCUACGGGUACGUCGAAGAACGUGUCAGUUUCAACACCUACGCAGUCGCCUCGCGUUUCCAACCACGACAAUGAGUGAGGAGGUGACGCCAAUCCAUCUACAGAGGGACUAACUCCAAACCACAACCCAACGACGACCGGGCUUACUCAAUUCAAGGUUUUAUCUUAUAACGUUUGUGGAUUAAAAAAUAAGGUGAUAUCAGGGAGUAUUGGUUUGGAAAACGAAG
Macrosteles quadrilineatus (aster leafhopper) is the source of this 974-nucleotide messenger RNA. RefSeq lists its product as uncharacterized. Bases 47 to 826 code for a protein of 259 amino acids. The record is from RefSeq and is a predicted model, not a curated record. The transcript has 2 exons. Lineage: Eukaryota; Metazoa; Arthropoda; Insecta; Hemiptera; Cicadellidae.